UUUUAUUUCAAGAACAUUGGACGUCAUAGAUACUUCGCUGUAGAGAAUUUAUGGCAAAAUGGAAACUAAAACAAGGCCCUCAGACAAUUUUCAUAAAUUGUUGAAAAUAAUUCGCAUAAGCUCCAGCUUAAUUGGUGUAGACGUUAUCGAUGAGAAUUAUAAAUUCAAUUAUGUUAUUGGUUUUGUUAUGGUGGCGAUCGCUUGGAAUUUCAUGUGUUCAAUAUAUUCAAUCUAUAAGGACGUCACUACCGAUUGGACCGUGCUACUGGAUGUAUUCUCACCGAUCAGUUGUGCCGCUCAAGGCACAAUCAAACUUUGCUCACUUAUGCUGUAUCCGAAAUUAUAUCGCGAACUGGCAAUGGAUCUUGUGGAAAUUUACAAAAAAUAUCAAGCAGUGGGACAAAAAUAUGAGACGAAAUUAUUUGAAUGGAACAAGAGCAUGAAGAAUAUUCUAAUUAUUGGUGCCUUAGUAUAUUUCUUGUCUUCUUUGCUGGCGUUGAUCGCGCCAAUAUUUUUAUACAUCUUCAAGGGAGAAAGACAUCUAAUAAUUAUGUGUCAAAUGCCGUAUGUCGACGUGGCCACAGAUCAUGGCUAUUUCAUUACAAUUGGCUACAAUUUGCUGUGCGUUUUCGUAGCGGCUUUCGGUUUGUACGGUGCCGACUUGUAUGUCUUUCUAUUCCUAACACACUCGAUAUUCUUUUACGAUAUUUUCGCACUGAAAGUCGGUGAUCUUCAUGAGAUAUUGCGUCAAGAUAAUAAGGAUAAACGUAUAAAGCCACUGAUUAACGACAUUGCACAAUGGCAUCAGUACUAUUUGGACUUUAAUGAUAAAUGCAACCAAAUAUUCUUCUGGUCCAUCACCGCCCACAUAUUGUGCACCACAUUGGGCAUCCUGAGCACAUUGCUCAUAAUUAUGCUGAAGUACUGGCCGGGCGCUUAUCCCUAUAUUUUCGUCUGCUUCGUUUGGUUAUAUAUGUAUUGCAUUUUGGGCACACGAGUGGAGACAUGUAAUGAUCAAUUUUGCGAUGGAAUUUACGAUAUCAACUGGUAUGAUUUGGAUAUUAGCGAUCAGAAGACAGUGAGCUUAAUGCUUUUGCAGUCGCAGGUGCCGCGCCUUAUAACUAUAGCGGGUAUUGAGCCGUUGUCGGUGAACACUGCUCUUAAGAUCACUCGCUCUAUCUAUAGCCUAGUUAUGAUGGUUAUGCAGUUUAAUGAAUAG
Messenger RNA from Zeugodacus cucurbitae (melon fly), 1219 nucleotides. RefSeq names its product odorant receptor 67d-like. The transcript is spliced from 4 exons. Gene Ontology annotation, cellular component: plasma membrane. Lineage: Eukaryota; Metazoa; Arthropoda; Insecta; Diptera; Tephritidae. The coding region runs from base 59 to 1219 and encodes 386 amino acids. The record is from RefSeq and is a predicted model, not a curated record. Gene Ontology annotation, biological process: detection of chemical stimulus involved in sensory perception of smell; sensory perception of smell. Gene Ontology annotation, molecular function: odorant binding; olfactory receptor activity.